Penaeus vannamei (Pacific white shrimp) is the source of this 669-nucleotide messenger RNA. The record is from RefSeq and is a predicted model, not a curated record. NCBI's taxonomy places the organism in Eukaryota, Metazoa, Arthropoda, Malacostraca, Decapoda, Penaeidae.
GAACCUUCACAGAUCUUCCUCAUCUUCACUACUUACAUCUCGACAGUAACCAGCUGACUCACAUUCCUGCUGGAGCCAUAGAAUUCGGUGGGAAAGGCAAUCUUCACCUCCAAAGCAAUAGCAUCAAAAGCAUUGCCAUUGGCGGUAUUACAGGCGUCAACGCUGGCCACAUCUACCUGGCGAGGAACUCCCUGGUGGUGCUCGAGGAGGACGUGUUCCGCCCGUUUCUUGAAGGAGGAGCCACGCUCGACAUCGACGACAACCCCCUCGGCUGCGGCUGUGACCUCGCCUGGCUCGUCACCAACAGCUAUUUCAUGGCCCUCACCUCGCCGGCCGCCUCUUGCUACGACGGGGAACUCCUGGCCAGUCUCGAUCCAGCGAUUUAUGUAGAUUUGUGCUAACUGAAGGCGCCGGAGGGUGAACUAUUUUGAGCAAAGACUAUAUAAUAAAGAUAGGGAAGCACGCAUCACAUCGAUUGAAAAGAUGUGAGGCCCAAAUCUUCAUAAAACGCCAUCUAUUGUUCAGAUCACUAUCCAUCCAACCGGUGGGACGGACAGGCUUCAGGCUUUGUGCCAGGCUUUCCUAUCUUUCGUAUAGAGUCUUUGGUUUUGAUGAAUAUGACGAAGCACUUGUCAGGACUCAGUGAAUACGAAGAACAAUUUAUAAUUC